GCGUAUAAAAGCCAGCCGGCCGCACCGUGCAUUCACCCGCCUGCUGCGCCCGGUGCACCGCGUCUCCGCACGCCACCCGCCCCGGUACGACGAGAUGAAGACCGACCUGGAGCUCGCGCUGGACUGCGCCGUCAACAUCUACCACCAGUACGCGGUCAAGAAGCCCCUGGACGACUACCUGGACAGGGGCGAGUUCAAGGCGCUGCUGACGGACAACGCCAAGCCCUUCCUCGCCCACACCACGCCGCCCGGCCUGGACAGAGAUGUCUACAUCAACCAGCUCUUCAACAGAGCCGACCGCAACCGCAACGGUCGCCUGAAGUUCACCGAGUUCCUGACCACGCUGAUUCUCAUAUUCAUUGAAGCCCAUAAGAGGUCCCACCAGCAUCCCAACGAGCCUGGCCACGGCCACGAGCACGGCCACAAGCACGGCCACGACCAUGGCCACAGCCCCCAACACUGAAGCGGUUCCUGGGCUGACUGUGCCCGCGGGCUUGUGCUCUUCCCACUCUGUUGUUUCCUUCUGCCCUUGGUAUUCAAAUAAAAUUUCUUUCUUUAAGCACCAAA
Messenger RNA from Dromaius novaehollandiae (emu), 567 nucleotides. RefSeq names its product protein S100-A12. Gene Ontology annotation, molecular function: calcium ion binding. Lineage: Eukaryota; Metazoa; Chordata; Aves; Casuariiformes; Dromaiidae. The transcript has 3 exons. The coding region runs from base 95 to 463 and encodes 122 amino acids. The record is from RefSeq and is a predicted model, not a curated record.